UCAGACACACGUCAAGGUGUGGCGAGUCAUGGGGAGGAGGCCAGUGCCUCAAGUGUCACUGGAAAUACUUUGCGGAAUUUCCCCCUCAUGUCUUGUUGGCUAUCUUUUGAAGGAGGGAAGUCCAAAUGCGACGGAGUAGCAAGAGUGUCGACGCUGGUUGAAGUCAUAUUUUGCGGACUCUGAGCCUUUUAUUGCUGCAAGCGCCACCCACGGGAUCGGCAAUGGAAAUAGCCUAAAACACCUGGAAAGAGAGCUCCUUCCAUUCCCUGCCCCUUACUACCUACCUACCAUCUCUCAUGGCCAGUCUGCGGAGAUUCAGCUCCGAGGGAUCCCUCCUGGAUCUUGAUUCCUUCCCAUGGAGGAAGACGGAACUAAAGAGAGCAGAAAAGGACAAGCGCCGAGAAUCUGGCACAUACUCACUUGAUGUCGCUGAAGUCGAGAUAGGUGGAGAGCAGCGUCCGAUCGUUCAGGAGCCAAGUACCAAGAGAGAACUCGUUAAGGAGGUCAGUGUCAGUGUGGAGGACCUGAGAGAGCUGGACAAAAAGAGCAAGAGCCACCUGGACGUUUGUGGCUUCGGCGAAGGCUAUCGGGCCUACAGUGACGGCCAACUGGCCCCGGCUGCAAAGGGAAGCACGGAGAGUGUCGAAAGAGAUGAGCUACCUUCUCCAUCCGCGUCACUUUUCUCCCAUCCAUUUUCGCCUAAAUCUCAGCAUCGGCACCAGCAUAAGGCCAAACUUUCAGCAGCUAAACUGCACCUGAAGAAUCUGUUUGGCCAGAGUCCCCAUUCCUCAAACUCCAACCUUUCAAACACAGAACCCAAAGACAGCGCCAAAGAGAGGAGGUCGCGCCUGCUCUUCAUGCGUCAGUGGAGCCAGGUGGGCCACAACAGGAGGCACGCAUUAAGUCGAGAAGAACUCGAAAAAUGGGGCGAGUCCCUGGACUACCUGCUGGCCAGUCCCACCGGCCUUUCGGUGUUCGGGGCAUUCCUACGUGCCGAGUUCAGUGAGGAAAAUCUGCAGUUCUAUCUGGCCUGCGAGCAGUACAAACAAUCGUCCCACAACUUCAGCUUGCAAAGGAGGGCAAAGGACAUCUGCGACACUUACAUCCGACCCGGUUCGCCUCGGGAGGUGAACAUCGAUAGCAAGACCAGGGAUCUGACCAUCCGUCUGCUGCAGGCUCCUUCUCACACGUCUCUGGCCCUCGCGCAGAAGCGCAUCUACUCGCUGCUGGACACAAACUGUUAUCACCGCUUCAUCCAGUCCAACAUCUACCUCUCUUUACUCCGGGAGGCCGACUAGCAGAGCAGAGCCGGGCCGAGCCGAGCAGAGGCAUUUUGAUUGCAGAAUGCGAUGGAUGGCCUCGGAUACUCCCGCACCAAAAGGACUACUAGAGCAAGAAUAAUCAUGUCAUAAUAAAAACACAAGAAUAAUAAAUGAGAUAAAAGACUGCUCUGAGAAUAAAGCGAUUUUUUUUUU
Syngnathus acus (greater pipefish) is the source of this 1475-nucleotide messenger RNA. RefSeq names its product regulator of G-protein signaling 1. The transcript is spliced from 6 exons. Bases 297 to 1298 code for a protein of 333 amino acids. The record is from RefSeq and is a predicted model, not a curated record. NCBI's taxonomy places the organism in Eukaryota, Metazoa, Chordata, Actinopteri, Syngnathiformes, Syngnathidae.